Penicillium cataractarum is the source of this 1434-nucleotide messenger RNA. RefSeq names its product sugar transport protein. The record is from RefSeq and is a predicted model, not a curated record. Gene Ontology annotation, cellular component: membrane. Gene Ontology annotation, molecular function: carbohydrate:proton symporter activity. The transcript is spliced from 3 exons. Lineage: Eukaryota; Fungi; Ascomycota; Eurotiomycetes; Eurotiales; Aspergillaceae. Gene Ontology annotation, biological process: transmembrane transport; carbohydrate transport. Bases 1 to 1434 code for a protein of 477 amino acids.
AUGGCUUUCUCUAGGCAGACGUUGAGUCCGAUGCUCAUUCUCUCAACAAGCCUGCUAGUGAUUUCGGCUUUCAACUAUGGCUUCAGCGAUCAAGCUUUUGCGUCUUGCCAGGCCAUGGACGCUUUUGACCGGCAAUUCGGCUUUUAUAACGAGAAGACCGGUGUCUGGAAACGGCACCCUUUGUUCACGUCCUUGUAUAACAGUUUGAAAGCUGGUGGGCAAAUUAUUGACGUCUACCUCGGUAUGCAGAUGGCGGUAAUUCCAACAACUUUGACCGAACUCGCCCCGGCAAAGGUCCGUGGUGGAAUGGGAGUGCUGUACUGGCUUAGCAUCAAAGUCGGCGGUCUCGUCGUUACCUCCAUCACACGUGGAACAUCCAGCAUGUACUCAAAUGCGGCCUGGAGAAUCCCCUUUGGUCUUAUCCUCGUCGUCCCAUUCAUGAUCAGCUGGUCUAUCUGGUUCGUUCCCGAAUCCCCGCGGUGGCUCCUUCUCCGCGGUCGACACUCCGAAGCUCUUGUGUCUUUAACUAGACUCAAGCCUAAAAAUACACCCGAAGAGUCUAUACAAGAGGAGUUUGAAAUCUUGUCUCAAAAGGUGGCUCAUCAACUUGAGAAGAAGCGCUUCCGUGAUUUGUUCACGCCGCAGAACCGACAACGUACGUUCGUCGUUGUUGCUGCGAAUUUCUUCCAGCAAGCUACCGGCCAGGCCUUUGCUUCGCAGUAUGGUACUCUAUUUGUAAAGCAGCUGAAGUCGAUUAACGCAUUCAGUGUCACUCUCGGCACCAAUGCUGUUGAUAUUGGGGCUAUCGCUAUUUCGGGGUCUCUCAUUGAUCGCGUUGGACGCCGGGCAAUGUUCCAUGUCAGUUCGACGAUGCAAACCGCAGCAUUGAUGACAAUGGGUGCAUUGGGAACCGCAGGCUCGAGUAACGUGUCAGCCAAACAAGGAAUCGUGGCCAUGCUGGUCAUAUACAGCUUUAGUUGGUCUCUUGGCUGGGCGCCUCUUGUUUAUGUGCUUGGUGCAGAACUCCCAUCGUCUCCUCUGCGAGAGAUGACGUUGCAGAUUGCCUAUUUCGUGAAGCUCAUUACCGAGUAUGGAUUCCACCCAUUUCACUCCCUCCUCUUCAGACAUACCAUGAAGAAUAGUACUGACAUUGGCUUUUUUAGAUUUGCCGUGACAUUCUCCUACCCGUAUAUGGAGACGGCUGAUACACCAGGGCAUGUUUAUCUUGGUGGUAAACUGGGCUUUAUUUAUGGAUCCCUCUCGGCUGUAGCCAUUCUCUUUGGAUUCUUCUUCAUUCCAGAGACUAGUCGUCUGGAGCUUGAGGAUAUCGAUAGGAAGUUUGAUACACCUACCGUGGACCUUCUGAAGUCCGUCGAGGACCAAACGGAUGUGGAGCAACCGAGGGUGGCGGAGGUUCAUGAACAGAAGAACUAG